Molecule: messenger RNA, 4258 nt
Organism: Vicugna pacos (alpaca)
Lineage: Eukaryota; Metazoa; Chordata; Mammalia; Artiodactyla; Camelidae
Gene: CLIP4
Product: CAP-Gly domain containing linker protein family member 4
Biological process (GO): cytoplasmic microtubule organization
Cellular component (GO): cell cortex; nucleus; microtubule plus-end
Molecular function (GO): microtubule plus-end binding
Source: RefSeq, a predicted model, not a curated record
AGGAUGCUCCACCCGAUUCAACAAUGUGACAUGACUGUUGCAAAUGAGUAUUUUGAUAUUUUGAGCUAUGCUAACAGACUCAUAGGACUGAGAAAGAGGUGGCUGUCUCUCUCCUUUCUACACUCAACAGGACACCUCACUCAUUCCUGAGCAUCACAUUUAAGAGAACUCUAGACAAGCUGAGAUGCAUCGUAGAGAGUCCCUUAAAAUUCUGGUGGCUUUCUAGAAGAUGACCAUAGAGGACCUUCCAGAUUUUCCAUUAGAAGGAAGUUCUUUGAUUGGAAGAUACCCAUUUUUAUUUCAAGGUUCUGAUACACCAGUUAUCUUUUCCAUUUCUGCAGCACCAAUGCCUUCAGACUGUGAGUUUUCUUUCUUUGAUCCUAAUGAUACAUCAUGCCAGGAAAUUCUCUUUGAUCCCAAAACUUCUGUAUCAGAAUUAUUUGCCAUUUUAAGACAGUGGGUUCCUCAGGUCCAGCAAAACAUUGAUGUUAUUGGAAAUGAGAUACUUAAGAGAGGUUGCAAUGUGAAUGACAGGGAUGGAUUGACAGAUAUGACUCUUUUACAUUACACUUGCAAAUCUGGAGCUCAUGGUAUUGGUGACGUUGAUACAGCUGUAAAAUUUGCAACUCAACUCAUUGAUCUGGGAGCAGAUGUGAGUUUGCGGAGUCGCUGGACAAAUAUGAAUGCUUUGCAUUAUGCUGCUUAUUUUGACGUCCCUGAGCUUAUAAGAGUGAUUCUGAAGACAUCCAAACCAAAAGAUGUGGAUGCCACCUGCAGUGACUUUAAUUUUGGAACAGCUCUGCAUAUUGCCGCAUAUAACUUGUGUGCAAGUACUGUGAAAUGCUUAUUGGAGCAUGGAGCCAAUCCUGCAUUUAGGAAUGACAAAGGGCAGAUCCCUGCCGACGUUGUCCCAGACCCAGUUGAGAUGCCCUUAGAAAUGGCCGAUGCUGCGGCAACUGCCAAAGAAAUCAAGCAGAUGCUGCUCGACGCGGUGCCUCUGUCCUGUGAUCUCUCAAAGCCUUUGCUUCCAAAUUACGAUCGGGUCACUAGCAAGGCGAUGCUGACGUCACUUGGCCUGAAGUUGGGGGACCGUGUUGUUAUUGCAGGACAGAAGGUUGGAACAUUAAGAUUUUGUGGAACAACUGAAUUUGCAAGUGGGCAGUGGGCUGGCAUUGAAUUGGAUGAACCAGAAGGAAAAAACAAUGGAAGUGUUGGGAAAGUCCAGUACUUUAAAUGUGCCCCCAAAUACGGUAUUUUUGCACCUCUUUCAAAGAUAAGCAAAGCAAAAGAUCGAAGGAAGAAUAUAGCACACACUCCUUCUACAAAAGCUGCACCUCUCAUCAGGGCCCAGAAAAUUGACAUAGCUCACGUAACAUCAAAAAUAAACACUGGAUUAAUGACAUCAAAAAGAGACAGUGCUUCAGAAUCAACACUUUCGUUGCCUCCUGGUGAAGACUUGAAAACUGGAACAGAGAAAGAUGCGACCUUUCUUGGAUCAAUCAGCAGCUCCUCCUCUACAUCGUCUCUGGAACACAAGCAGGGCCACCCCAAGAAGCUGAAUGCACGUGGCGGUAACAGGAAGACAGUGAGCAAAAGCCCUUCUGUCUCGUCUAGAGCCAGUGCUGGUUUGAAUUCCUCAGCAACAUCUGUAGCAAAUAAUACGCGUUGUGAAGGAGAGCUCCGCCUUGGGGAUAGGGUGUUGGUGGUAGGCCAGAGAAUCGGUACCGUUAAGUUCUUUGGGACAACAAACUUUGCUCCAGGAUAUUGGUACGGGAUAGAGCUUGAGAAGCCCCAUGGCAAGAACGAUGGUUCAGUUGGAGGUGUGCAGUAUUUUAGUUGUUCCCCAAGAUAUGGAAUAUUUGCUCCCCCAUCCAGGGUACAGAGAGUAACAGAUUCCCUGGAUACUCUUUCAGAAAUUUCUUCAAAUAAACAGAAUCAUUCUUAUCCUGGUUUUAGGAGAAGUUUCAGUACAACUUCUGCUUCUUCCCAUAAAGAGAUUAACAGAAGAAAUGCUUUUGCCAAGUCCAAGCCCGCUCUGCGCCGCAGCUGGAGCAGCAGCACCGCCGCCGGCGGCCUGGAGGGCGCCGUGAAGCUGCACGAGGGCUCCCAGGUCCUCCUCACCAGCUCCAACGAGAUGGGCACCGUUAGGUAUGUGGGCCCCACUGACUUUGCCGCGGGGAUCUGGCUGGGCCUGGAGCUUCGAAGCGCCAAGGGGAAGAAUGAUGGGGCAGUGGGAGAGAAGCGCUACUUCACGUGCAAGCCCAACCACGGGGUCCUCGUGCGGCCCAGCAGGGUGACCUACCGCGGGAUAAACGGGUCGAAGCUGGUGGACGAGUUGCUGAGUUAAACUUCUACAGUAUUGAAUGAGUACACAGACACACACACAGACACACACACACACACAUAUCUAUAUAUAAAGCAGACAUAAUAUAAAAUAGUCCAUAGCAAAUGGUUUACUUUAUUUAGCCAUUUAAAAUUUGACAGUAUAGCUAUCUUCAUAAAAACCAUUAUAACAAUUCAGAGAGACGUCUUUAAAAAGCUGGGAAUAUGAACUGGGGGAGCCAUCGUUCUCUUAAAACAAUUUUAAAAGCCUUUUUUUUUCUUUUAAAGUUUUUAAAGCUUUAGACCCAAGAAAAUUCUGAGGCUUGGGGGAAAAAACAUGCCAUUAGGUGACCCACUGAUGUUGCUUAUUUACUCUCAUUUUUGCACAGAAGACUGGAUUUUUUUCAUACGCCAUAAUUGUGGAAGUUUUCACUAGCUUUGGUUAAGACAAGCUUUUCCUGCCAAGUAUUUUUGGACUUUUUUUUUCCUUUGUACUAAUAAGUACAGUAAGAAAUAACAGCUGUGCAACUGGUGUAUUUUUCAUGUUUUGGGGUAGUUAUUUGCCCUCCUUCCAGGAAUGCCUCACCUAAAGAUACUUUAGAGCUGGGGGGUGGGUGGGCCUUUGAGGCUGUGGAGCUCAGUGUCUCGCCUGUUGCCAGGUUUUAAAGCCGUUCUUCCUCCCCGGGGUCACAAGAGCUGAUUAACAGCUAAGAGUAGUGCGGGGGACUCCUGACCUGUGGCUCAGGCGCGCUCCUCUGCACAGAGUGUGUCAUCGCAGUUUUUCUUCCGUGUUGGCGACUGCCUCAUCUGGACAGACUGAAGAAACCCAUGAUUAGGUUUAUGAAUUCAAGUUACAGUUAGAACUUUUUUGCACAUACUUAAUUGAUCUUCCUUAUUGGACGUACUUAUAAAACACACAUACACGAAGCACUUUUAAAAUAAAACAUGAUGCACUUUCCUCUUUGUGGAGAAUUUGCCAUCAUUUCCUCCUGGGGAUAUGAAAAACAAACAAAUUGUAUGUAGGAGAAGAGAGCAAAUUAAGAAGAAUGUGGUAGUUACUCGUUUAAAUGUUUAUGAUUUCUUGGUUUUUUUGUUUUAUUCAUAAAACUGAUGUUGUGUUUGCUAUUGUUGCUGCUUUUAUAUAUUCAGUUGUUGCAGAAUUCAGCCUGUGACAAAGCUGCGGAGCUGGAUCAUGUGUUUUCCUUUUGAGCACACAUUAACAGACUGAGCUCUGUAACAGAGUGAUGUAGUAAUGAAAAACAUUUGUGUUGUGAAUAUGUAUUGAAGUUUAUGUCUGACGUGUGUAAAGAUUUAUCUUUUAUUGUAGAUAUUUAGUCUUUAAACUACCACAGAAAUAUCAGAACAGUUUGCUUUAUAAGAUUAAAAGCAUCCUUCAGAAUGGAGCUUGCUUUGUGCUUGGAAAUAAUACACUGAACUAUUUUGCAAUAUACUAUUUAAAAUCUAAAUGCUGUUGCUUUGCUGCCUUUUAAAAUAUGAAAUUUCAAAUAUUGCUAGAGCUAUUUUCCUGAAGUAUGUUUGCAAAAUAAGGCUGCUUUAUAAUCAAGGAAUAUUUUUAUUGAUUGAAGAAAAUGACUGUACUGUGAUUCUAAAGUAAACUUAUUUUAUUAUACAGUUUAUUUCUUUAAAAACUCUAUUUAUACCUUACCAUGAAACCCAUGACUACACUGAACUGGGGUGUUCAUAGUUCUUCCUGUUAAGACCCCGUAUGUUAGAAACAGUAAUGCCAACACCGAAUUUAUUUUGAGGUCAGAGAACCAAUUGGUGGCAUAUUUAGACUAGGAUUAUAAAUCCAUGUACUGUGUAUUUUUCCCUAUGCUAUGCAUAAAAAUUAGGUGUUUUCAUUUGUGUUUUGCUUGUGUCAUUCAAAGAUCACUUCUUGAGCAUUAAUAAAAAGGGAAGCUGUUUCGGUUUGGAA